CACCACUCUGCUUUGAGCGUGCAGUUGGUGACAGUCGCGUUUUGUUUUGGUGUUGCUUUUUGAAUGACAAGUCAUUUCUCGGGACCUCUUUCUUCUGCAAAAUAGUGAAUUUUGUUGAAAAACUUUAACAAUACUUACGCUAGUAAACUGCUAUUACGUGUAGAAAUCGUGUCUGCCAAGUGCCACCAGAAUGCCGUUCGUCUACCUUGGUGUCCAUCUGCCGUUCCGAUCCUACCAGAAGAUCAAGGUGGACAACUUUGAUUUGGACAGCAAAACGGGUCAACUGCGCGAAGAGGCCAGCAAAGCAAUUAGCGAUUUCAGCAGCGAUGAGUUUGAUUUGAUUUACUGCGGAGAUCUGCUGCAGGACGACGAUGUUUUGAAAGACAAAGGCGUGGAGAAUGGUUCUAUGAUUCAUCUCAUUCAGAAAAAGUCCGAAUCUCCAAUACCUCAGGAAAUUCACAGCUUCACCGAAGCGGAUGUUCAGGAAACGUUGGGACUGUGGCGAACGGUAGACUCAUCUAACUUUCAAAAAGUUCGUCACCCAGAAUUCAUGAAGAAUGCACUCGAUGCCAACCCUGCGAUUCGGAAGGAUCUGUGGGCUUUGUCCAUUCUGAAGGAUCCCAUUCUUUUGUCGUCAAUGCAACAACCAGAGACCAUCCGGCGUGUAGCCGAGAAGCACUAUAUCUUAAUCGAAGCGUCGCGCUCCAUUGUACAGCUACUCAAUUCGAAAAUGAUUUCGAAAUCCACGACCUUUUCUCCAACCAUUGAAAGCGCCCUAGACGAUGCCCUGUCGGAUUCUUCAUCCAGUGAUGAUAAUACAUCGCCAACGACUUCGGCCGGGACUCGUUCCGCCCGGCGUAUCACUGCUGACCAGUUGGCUUCCGCGCUGGCCAUCGCUGGGUCGUCAUCGUACAACUCUCUUUCGAAUAUUUCCCAGAGGGACGCUGACAAUCGUGAGAGUACCACUGACCAAGCGAAUCAACCUUCCACUUCUAGCAGUGCUCCGGCAUCGAAUCGCAUCACAUCGUCUAUGUUCAUGAGUGCCCUGUCGGACGUUAUUCAAUCCCAUAGACGCCAAUCCAGCGCCAAUGCAAACGAGCCGGAACCCAUGGACACAUCAUCUCCGUCAACCGGUGGCACUUCGAACAUUGUGGACCAUGAUGUUGGUGCACAGACCCAAUCGCAGCAUUCAACGCUAGAAGCCAGCCUCAGUAAGUACCGGGCUGAGUUGGAUCAGAUGAGAGAAAUGGGCUUGACGGAUACGGAAACGAACCUACAGGCGUUGAUUGUGUGCAAUGGUAAUGUAGAAGCCGCCGUAAAUCUGGUAUUUAGCGGAAUGGCGAAUUAAAUUUUAAACAAAUAUUUUUGUAAUAUGCUAAUGGCAUAGUUUGCCGUAAUAAAACUUACUCCUACUCUUUAAUAUGCAA
Aedes aegypti (yellow fever mosquito) is the source of this 1427-nucleotide messenger RNA. RefSeq names its product ubiquitin-like protein 7. The record is from RefSeq and is a predicted model, not a curated record. NCBI's taxonomy places the organism in Eukaryota, Metazoa, Arthropoda, Insecta, Diptera, Culicidae. Gene Ontology annotation, cellular component: cytosol. Bases 191 to 1348 code for a protein of 385 amino acids. The transcript has 2 exons. Gene Ontology annotation, molecular function: polyubiquitin modification-dependent protein binding. Gene Ontology annotation, biological process: ubiquitin-dependent protein catabolic process.